AUGUCCGCGGUCUCCACGACAACCGCGCGGGACGCCGGGCCGCGACCCGGAAGGAGACGGCUCUCGCGGGGGCGGGCCCGAGGCUCGCGGCGGACUUCCGGGUCUCGGCGGAGCGGGCGCUCACGUGGAGGCGGGGACGCUCGGCCCGCGGGUGGACCGGGAAUGAUCACCAAGACCCAGAAAGUAGACCUGGGCCCAGGGGUCCCAGAGAAGAAAAAGAAAAAAAAGAAGAUUGCAGUGGUCAAAGAACCCGAGACUCAAUACUCUGUCUUAAAUAGUGACGAUUAUUUUUCUGACAUUUCUCCUGCAAGGCCCAUAUCCCCCUCUGAUAAUGUGGGUCAGGGGCAGGUCUCCGAGAUGUCUCUGGGCAAGAAAAAGAAGAAAAAGAAGGACCACCAUACCUCUUGUAAGGAGUUUUCAGAACCUGAGCCCCUGGUAUGUGCCAGACUGACAGAGUCACCCAGUGCUAGAAACCAGGUCCUUGACCAGCUGGAAUGUCUUAGUGGAGAGAAGAAAAAGAAAAGGAAGUCCUUAUCUCUGGCUGCUUCCCAAAGCUCAAAGUUGAAGACUUCCCCUGACCCCAAACAGGGCAAGGAGGUGAGCGGAGCUGGCAAGAAAGUCAAAAAGCACAAGAAGGAGAAAAAGACACGAGAUGCCAUAGCCUUCUCUACCAAGGACCCCUGGCUGUGUGAGGCUGGCGAUGCUCUGUACGCAGCCUCAGUGGAGAAGGAGGAGGCUGAGGGGCAGGUGGCCUUGGGGCAGAAACGCAAGCAAGGCAGCACCAGAGAGCACAGCUUGAAAAAGAAGAAGAAGGCCCCCCAGGAGAGCGACACCCUCCAGGUUCACUCUAGGCACAGUAGGGCUGUAGAGACUAGCCCCGGGAGAGGAAGGAAGAAGCAGCCGGUUGAAGCUGGAGUUCUAGACUACAUCUCAGUAGGAGACAGCCUGAAAUCUCCAGGGAAGAAGAAGGGGAAGUCCAAGAAAAAGGAAGAACAGCCAGUUGGUGAGGAGCUGGCAGUGAAAACAAAGAAAAAGAAGAAGAGGAAAGAGCACAGAGUAGCAGAAGUUCCCUUGGAGGAGGAGGAGGUAGUGUCUGAUGCAGACUUGGAGGUGGUGCUGGAAAAGAAGGGCAACAUGGAUGAAACCUACAUAGACCAGGUGAGGCGAAAGGCCUUGCAAGAAGAGAUUGAUCGGGAGUCUGGUAAGACAGAAGCUUCAGAACCCAGGAAGUGGACGGGAACCCAGUUUGGUCAGUGGGAUACUGCUGGUUUUGAAAAUGAGGAACAGAAACUGAAAUUUCUCAAACUGAUGGGUGGCUUUAAGCAUCUUUCCCCUUCAUUCAACCGCCCCCCCAACAUGACUGGGAGACCCAACAUGGCCCUCAGCAAGAAGGCCGCAGACACACUACAGCAGAACUUGCAGCAGGACUACGACCGAGCCAUGAGCUGGAAAUACAGCCGUGGAGCUGGCCUUGGAUUCUCCACCACCACAAGCAAACUCUUCUAUAUCGAUAGGAACGCCUCCAAGUCUGUCAAGUUUGAUGAUUAAAUUCUAGGGUCUUGCCUCCCCGAGCAACCCAAAUUACAUCUUGUUUGAUUUUGUAGAUGAAAGCCAGUUGGAAAGUUGUCUUGAGUUAAACAAGAAGAAUAAGGAAACUCAUGAUGAGUUUUGGACUAAAUGGGUAGGAUGGCUUGUGUGUCAGGACUAGAAUAUGUGUGGCUAAAACUUCUAUUUUCUGUGUUAAGUGUUCAAUCCUUGCUUGGUGUGUAAGUAAUAGUAGCUAACAUCUGGUAGGUAUUAGCAUGUACAGAGCACAUACUGAAGGGUUUUCUUUGCAUUAGUGUAAAUAAUCAUGAUUAUGAAAUGGAUGUUAUUCUUAUCUCCAUCUUAUAGAUGUGGCAACUGAAGUUCAGAGAUGAAAGUAAUAAAACUGUCCAGGGUCACCUAGCAA
Jaculus jaculus (lesser Egyptian jerboa) is the source of this 1951-nucleotide messenger RNA. RefSeq names its product lysine rich nucleolar protein 1 (gene Knop1). The transcript has 5 exons. The coding region runs from base 1 to 1548 and encodes 515 amino acids. Lineage: Eukaryota; Metazoa; Chordata; Mammalia; Rodentia; Dipodidae. The record is from RefSeq and is a predicted model, not a curated record.